AUAAAAAUUUCUAAUAAAUUUGGGUUUUAUACAAAUAUCAUUUUUAUCGCAUUUGUAGUCGAAUAAAUGUACCUUAAAAAGAAUAACCUUGAAUCUGGACACGACGUGUCUACGUAUUUCACGUUAUCCACGUGGUGUAGUUAAUUAUUGAAGUAUUCAAAUCUAUUAAAUACAAUGUCUGUCUUAAAUAUAGAUGUCUUUAAUAAAAGAGCAACUGAAGCGGAAGAGCAAAUAGAAAUUUUGAAAAAGGAAAUCGAAUAUUUGCGUGAAAAUAUAGCAAACCAAAAUGUUCAAAAAUGUGAUAUUUCAAAAGAAGAUUAUACAAAUUUGCAGCAAGAAAAUCUCAAAUUAAAAUACAGAAUUAACAUACUUAAAAAGACUAUUGAAACAAGGCGAUCUAAUCCACAAACUCAAACAAUGUCUACUGAUACUUCUGUUAGUAAUUUCAUUAGUAUAUGUGAAACUUUAUUUAAUUUAUUUCAAGAUGCUACUGCUGCCGCUUAUCCAAACUUAGUAGAUCCACCAAUAGCUAUUGCAGUAGCACCUAAUGCUAAAUUUGGAGAUUAUGAAUUUAGCAGUUCUAUGCAGAUUGUUAAAUUAUUAAAUACAAGUGGUAUGAAAACAAAUCCAAGAGAAGUUGCAACUAAUAUUUUAUCGAAAGUGGAGUCAUCUCCACUUAUUGAAAAAUUAGAAAUUGCUAAUCCAGGUUAUAUAAAUGUAUUUUUAAAACGUGAAUUUGGUCAACAAGUGUUGAAGACAUUUUUAAAGAUAGGAGCAGUAUUUCCCCCACAUGUGGAUAAGAAAAAAAUAAUUGUAGAUUUUUCAAGUCCUAAUAUUGCUAAAGAAAUGCAUGUUGGUCAUUUAAGAUCUACAAUUAUUGGUGAUAGUAUUUGUAGAUUAUUAGAGUAUCUAGGUCAUAAUGUUUUGAGAAUAAAUCAUGUAGGUGAUUGGGGAACACAAUUCGGUAUGUUAAUAGCUCAUCUACAGGACAAAUUUCCAGAUUAUUUAACUGUAUCUCCACCAAUUGCUGACCUUCAGAAUUUUUACAAAGAAUCAAAAACAAGGUUUGAUGAGGAUGAAGAAUUUAAAAAACGUGCAUACAAUUGUGUCGUUAAAUUACAAUCCUUUGAUCCUGACAUAAUUAAAGCUUGGCAGUUAAUUUGUGAUGUAUCUAGAAAAGAAUUUGAAAACUUGUAUGCUCGACUUGAUAUCAAGAUCAUAGAGAGAGGAGAAUCAUUUUACCAAAAGAAAAUGGAAGUAUUAGUAAAGGAAUUAGAAUCCCAAAACUUUUUAGAGGAAGACAUGGGUCGUAAGAUAUUAUGGGGAGAAGAUCAUAGUGGUAUACCCCUCACAAUCAUAAAAUCGGAUGGUGGUUUCACUUAUGAUACAUCAGACAUGGCUUGCAUCAAACAACGUGUUCAUGAUGAAAAAGCAGAUUGGAUAAUAUAUGUAACAGAUUCCGGUCAAUCUGUACAUUUUCAAACAUUAUUUAAAUGCGCAAAGAGAGUAGGUAUUCUUCCAUCAAAUGUUAGAGUAGAUCAUGUUGGAUUUGGUCUAGUUCUUGGAGAAGACAAAAAGAAAUUUAAAACACGAUCUGGAGAUACUGUUAAGUUAUCAGAUUUAUUAGAUGAAGGUGUAAAUAGAUCACUACAAAAACUUAAAGAAAAGGGGCGUGACAAAGAACUUACAGAAGAGGAACUUAAAGCAGCUCAAGAAUCCAUUGCUUACAGUUGCAUUAAAUAUGCAGAUUUAUCCCACAAUAGAAAUCAUGAAUAUGUAUUUUCAUUUGACAAAAUGUUAGAUGAUAGAGGAAAUACUGCAGUAUAUUUACUUUAUGCGCUUACUAGAAUUCAUUCCAUUGCUAGAAAUGCUAAUAUUUCUUCAGCACAGUUAAAGAAAACUGCAGAGGAGAUUCCAGUAUCUCUAGAGCAUGAAAAGGAAUGGAAAUUAGCUAAGGUAUUGCUAAAGUUUCCUGAUGUAUUACUUAGAAUAACUAAGGAUCUCCAUAUACAUCAACUUUGUGAAUAUUGCUAUGAUAUUUGUACUGUAUUUACUGAAUUUUACGAUAAUUGUUAUUGUGUCGAAAAGAAUCAAGCUGGUGAAAUAAUUCAAGUAAAUAUGGGUCGCUUAUUAUUGACAGAAGCUACUGCUAUUAUAAUGGAACAAUGUUUUUCCAUACUUGGUAUUAAACCGCUUACACGUAUGUAAUAAACGAUGAUAUUAAAAAAUAAAAAAAGCAUAUUUGUA
This is a messenger RNA of Vespula pensylvanica (western yellowjacket), 2247 nucleotides long. RefSeq names its product arginine--tRNA ligase, cytoplasmic (gene ArgRS). Gene Ontology annotation, cellular component: cytoplasm. The record is from RefSeq and is a predicted model, not a curated record. Gene Ontology annotation, molecular function: ATP binding; arginine-tRNA ligase activity. Lineage: Eukaryota; Metazoa; Arthropoda; Insecta; Hymenoptera; Vespidae. The transcript has 8 exons. Gene Ontology annotation, biological process: arginyl-tRNA aminoacylation. Bases 175 to 2208 code for a protein of 677 amino acids.